Papaver somniferum (opium poppy) is the source of this 1541-nucleotide messenger RNA. RefSeq names its product 2-alkenal reductase (NADP(+)-dependent)-like. Gene Ontology annotation, molecular function: 2-alkenal reductase [NAD(P)H] activity. Gene Ontology annotation, biological process: response to oxidative stress. NCBI's taxonomy places the organism in Eukaryota, Viridiplantae, Streptophyta, Magnoliopsida, Ranunculales, Papaveraceae. The transcript has 5 exons. The record is from RefSeq and is a predicted model, not a curated record. The coding region runs from base 349 to 1392 and encodes 347 amino acids.
UAUUGGAAUUUUGUGUAAAUGCAAGUUGUCAUCUAUGCCAGAUAGGUAGUUUAAUUAAAAUCUCUUGAUUUUUUAAGCGUCCGUGCUUCCCAGGUGGACACUUUUAUAGUGAGUUCACAUGAUAAACGCAUCCUAAUAGUUUAUUCCAGUUGGUAAGAAUGUCUUCAAUCAAUCAGUUUUUCUUAUCCUAAAAUUCAAUAUAAAGAAAAUCCUCAGGAAGUCGUUGACAUUAAGAAACACCAGAAAGUGAAAACCGUGAUUAAUUGAAGAGAGUAGUUAAAGUUAGAGAAUUACAAUCAGUUUCAGAAACCCAUUGAUCUGUUCUGUUUUAGAGAAAGAUAAAAAAAAAUGGCAAACGCAGAUGAAGUUAGUAACAAGCAAAUUAUUUUUAGAGAUUACAUAUGUGGGUUUCCAAAAGAAACAGAUAUGUUACUAAGUACAACUGGAACAAUUAGAUUGAAAGUUCCCGAAGGAUCAAAUUCUGUUCUGUUGAAGAAUCUUUACUUAUCUUGUGAUCCUUAUAUGAGAGGUAGGAUGACCCAGUCUGAUAGUUAUGUUGCUGCUUUUACUCCUGGGAAACCAAUCACUGGGUAUGCUGUUUCCGAAGUGUUAGACUCGGGAAACCCAAACUUCGAGAAAGGUGAUUAUGUGUGGGGGUUUGCUGGAUGGGAGCAGUACAGUUUCAUCGAGAAUCCUCACCCUAUGUCCCUAAUGAAAAUAAGCUACACUGACGUUCCUCUUUCAUAUUACACAGGAAUCCUUGGUAUGACCGGUAUGACUGCUUAUGUUGGGUUCAAUGUGCUUGCUUCGCCUAAAAAGGGAGAAUCUGUAUAUGUAUCUGCCGCAUCUGGUGCAGUUGGACAGAUGGUUGGCCAAUUUGCAAAACUCAUGGGUUGUUAUGUUGUUGGAAGUGCUGGAUCUAAAGAAAAGGUUGAUUUAUUGAAGAACAAGUUUGGAUUUGAUGAUGCUUUUAAUUAUAAAGACGAGCCUGACUGGACUGCAACUUUGAAAAGGUAUUUCCCUAAGGGAAUCGAUAUCUACUUUGAGAAUGUGGGUGGAAAGAUGCUUGAGGCUGUCCUCCCAAAUAUGGCUAUCCAUGGUAGAAUCCCUGUCUGUGGAAUGAUUUCACAGUACAAUCUUCAGCAACAAGAUGGGGUUCACAACUUAACUCAACUUCUCAAGAAACGUGUUCGUAUGGAAGGGUUUAAUGUUUCUGAUCAUUAUCACCUUUACCCAAAGUUCAUGGAACUGAUGAAGCAGUAUUUCACGGAUGAAAAGUUAGUUUAUGUUGAAGAUAUGGUGGAAGGUAUUGAGAGUGCUCCUGCUGCGUUAAUUGGUCUUUUUACUGGCCAAAACGUUGGGAAGCAGGUUGUCAAAGUUUCUCAUGAAUGAUUUACUUCAUAUGUGAAAUUUAUUUCUCCUUGGAACUCUAAUCUAAGAACAAACAUGAUGUGAAACACACUGUUGGGACUUGGGAUGUGGUUAAUAACUGGCUUGCUAGUGAAUUCUAUUAUCCAUGGAAUAGUUUUUCUUUUUUCCUC